Saccostrea echinata is the source of this 1676-nucleotide messenger RNA. RefSeq lists its product as uncharacterized. The record is from RefSeq and is a predicted model, not a curated record. Lineage: Eukaryota; Metazoa; Mollusca; Bivalvia; Ostreida; Ostreidae. The transcript is spliced from 2 exons. Bases 136 to 1605 code for a protein of 489 amino acids.
AUGCAAACUUAUUAGAGUUGUCUCGAACUGAACCGAUAGGUGGCGCGUAAAUCGAAGGUCACUUCCGGGUAGUACCCGACUCGUAGAACUCUAAUCUACACUUACAGUCGCCGUUGGUAAAUUUUCAUCAAGAAUAUGGGGAAAAAGUAUUGCUGUGUGCCAUUAUGCCACAGUACGUCAGACAGUCUAGAUGAAAAUGGAAACAAAAUAUUUAUGAGACGUUUCCCAAUUGGUGAGAAAAGAAAGAAGAUAAGAGCUAUGUGGAUUUCAAGAGUUAAAAAUAUUCGUGCAAAUUUUAAAGUUAAUGACAACACGAGAAUUUGUUCUAGACAUUUUGAAGAACCUUACACUGAACAUUCAGUUCCCACAAUUUUCCCUUCUAAGGAACAAAAGCCACAAAAUACUAGACGUCCCCUUGUAAAACAUGAUUUGAACUGUUCUUAUAACUAUGAAAAGAAUGUUACAGAUGGUGAGGAUUCAGCUUCCCUGGGUUCUAACCUUUCACAGGAAGAUGAAUCGCAUAUUGUGACUUUAACUAGUGACAGCAAUGAGAAUAUAAAUCCACAGGACAAUGAAAAUGUUUGCCUGCAACAUGUCUCCACUCAAGCUGGAGAACCACAAGUUACUGACGUAAAAGAAUGUAGUGUGGAGUCGAAGCUUCUUUUCAUGUCAUAUGAAGAUAUUAGACAUGAUGAUAACAAAAUAAGAUUUUAUACAGGGUUCUUAUCAUCUUCCAUGUUUUGGUUAUUCUUCUCAACUCUGAUGAAACAUGGUGCUGACCGUCUUAGUUAUUGGGAAGGAAACACAAGAUCUCUUGGUGAAAAAAAUUACCAUGUUAAAAAUAGUGCUAAACCUGGUAGACAGAGAAAACUUAGACCUGUAGAUGAGUUUCUGAUGGUGUGUAUGCGAUUAAGACAAGGAAUGCUGCAAGAGCAUCUAGCAGACUUAUUCAGAGUCUCAAUGUCUUCAGUGUCCCGUAUUAUGAACACAUGGAUAAAUUUCAUUUAUGAUCAUUGCAGGUCACUUGUCUGUUGGCCUACAAGAGAACAAAUUUUAUGUAAUCUACCACAAGCAUUUCAAGACUAUCCUGACGUACGGAUAAUUCUUGAUUGUACCGAGUUCUACACUGAAAAACCAUCAUCACUUAGUGCUCAGUGGGCCACCUGGUCUGAAUACAAACAUUCGAAUACAUUUAAAAUUUUGAUAGGGGUAGCACCAAAUGGACUAGUUACGUUUGUUUCCAGACUGUGGGGGGGCAACACAUCUGACCGUCAUAUAACAAUGCACGAUUCUCUUUUGCCAAAAUUAUCUGCUGGUGAUGUAAUCAUGGCAGAUAAGGGUUUCACUGUUGAAGACCUUCUCCCUGUAGAUGUUGGCUUAAAUAUACCACCACGUAUACCAGGUCAUAGACAAAUGACCACUCAAGAGUUUUUUCAGACCCAAGGCAUUGCAUCGGCCCGUAUUGUAGUCGAGAUGAAAAUGGAACAAAUCAAGAACUAUCGCAUUUUGAGUGGAACUCUACCAUUAUCAGAAGCACACUUGGCAGAACAGAUGAUUUUUAUCUGCACAGCAUUGACUAACCUGCUUCCACCUCUGCUUACAUAAAACAAUAUUCAGUUUCAUUUUGUUAAAUUGUUAAGGAUUGAAAUUAUAACAAAUAAAUCUGAGAUUUAUAA